GUCUCUUUUUUCGUAAUAUGUAUCUGUACCAUUCAUCCCUUGUUUCAUUCACUUUUUUGAAUCCUUCUCAUAUCCGCAAUACACAUACUCAUAUACGCACUCUCAUGCCUCUUCUUUCUUGCUGCUAAUGAAAACCUUCUAUCACCAGCUAGCUUUCAUCUUUGGAGUGGUGUUGCUGGCUACUCUACUUCUCAUCCCUUAUUUUGCACGUUUCCAUGUACUUGAUGAUCUCCUUAACCACUAUUCAAACUCAAAGCCAUCUGUUAUUAAUAACCACACAAGUCCAAGGAGCCAAUGGGAUCAUACACGAAAAUAUUUGACUUACCUUCCUUUCGAGGGUAUCUCUAAUCAGUUUUUUUCCUUACAGAAUGCCGCCACGAUUGCUAAGCGGCUCAAUCGCACUUUGGUAGUCCCGCCCAUCACCUCAAACCGCCAUGAUCACCUCGCAACAAAUCAACCCUGGAGCAACUAUAUGGAUCUCGAACAUAUGGCUGUUCAUGCUGGCGUGGACUAUGUGGAAUGGCACACUAUUAAAUUCAUUGACCACGCUUCACACGCCAUCAUUGAGACUGGCUCCAGACGAAACAAACCCAAGGCAUGGAAAGCUCGUGCAGAGCCAUUUCCUUGCCAAGUGAUCCGCAAUUAUGGACAGGAUUACUUUUUGGGUGAGGAGGAUUCGAUUGGUGCUGAUUUUGCAUAUCAAUUCCUAUUGGAUCUCAAGCCCAUACCCGUCCCUGGCUAUUCUCUCCAGGAUGACGAGCCCGUGACUUAUGUUGGCGACAUUGUGGAACGCAACCAAAAUUCGACUGACCCUGUCAUUUGCCUCACUUUCACCUUCACAGCUCAGUUUGCACCCGGGAAGAAUCGAUGGGAUAUCAGUUGGGAAGAAGUUGGGAAGCAUAUACAUUUUUUACCCCAGUUUGCAUCUCUUGUUGAGGAUCUGGUCGCAUUUCGAUUUGGACUGUUGAAAAGCCAUGUGCCCCAUCCUUCUUCACCUACGAAUAUAGGCACAUCGAUUCUGAAUAUAGACGAGAGAGCAGAAACACCCUUUUCAAGCAAACUGCCUUAUAAGGAUUAUAUAGCAAUCCAUCUGCGUCGGGGUGAUAUUGGUGUUAAAUGUGUGAAUCAGACCAUUAGCGACUGUGUUGUGCCGCUUUCUGAAUACAAAGAACAUGUCGAUUUAAUUCUGGAUGGUCUGCUAAAAGAUGGGGUCUCAAAACAAAAGCUACCGAAUGUAGUGCUCGUCUCGGAUACGCAGUCAGAGGUAGAGAAGGCAGAAAUUGAUGGUUAUGGAUGGUACCGUUUGGAUCAUACCAAUGACCCCAAUUUACUGAAAGCAUCCGAGGUCUUGGGCCCUUUUAGUCCCGCACUGAUUGAUUCCGCAGUUCUUACAGGGCGUGGAGCUCGCUGGGUGAUUGGGAGUCGUAGGAGCACAAUGUCUUGGCUGGCUGCUAUGAGGCUUUCAUCCUGGUAUAAUACAACAAUUAUCUACCCCAAGCAAUCUAAACAGCAAACUGCUCAGGCAGCUACAAUGGAGAGUAUGGUCAUUUUGUCGUUUAAGCAAAAGGCUCGGCAGCAGCGAUGGCAAACAAAUGACAGUGCUUACGGCAGUAUCGUCACAUGGGAUGAGGACGAAUGGCUUUACUUUGAGCAGGUUGCACUAUAG
Messenger RNA from Lobosporangium transversale, 1666 nucleotides. RefSeq lists its product as hypothetical. The transcript has a single exon. NCBI's taxonomy places the organism in Eukaryota, Fungi, Mortierellomycota, Mortierellomycetes, Mortierellales, Mortierellaceae. The record is from RefSeq and is a predicted model, not a curated record. Bases 128 to 1666 code for a protein of 512 amino acids.